Messenger RNA from Tuber aestivum (summer truffle), 2149 nucleotides. NCBI's taxonomy places the organism in Eukaryota, Fungi, Ascomycota, Pezizomycetes, Pezizales, Tuberaceae. The record is from the annotation of a GenBank genome assembly.
AUCAUACUCUCUCGAUAUUUCGGCCUGGGUAGCUUGCUUUGAACCUCUACUGCCAAAUAGUGAUACUCUCUAAUUAGCCCGACAGCUCCCUUAUAAAGCUCACACUGUCACAGGCUCUUUCCUUUUCCUCCUCAUCGUGAACCGGGAACCGCAUAUAAAAAUAGCUUUACUUAGUUCUCAUCAUGCAAUCAGGCAUCACUGGUCAGUCCCUCUUGAGCACAAACAUUCCGUUCUAAAUCCCUGCUAAUGGUGUGGAUAUUUAAUUUAUAGCAUCCCUAGAACUUCUGGAUACUUUUCAAGCGGUUGUCUCAGAUCAUAGCGUGCGCGGCCUUAUCGUUGGAAUCGAAAACGAAGCUCUUGUGUCUAAGAAAACCCUCCCCUCUGCCGGCUCCUUUGAUGAGGACCUCGGCCAAUUGGACGGGCUUCUGCAGGAUAACCAGCCAGCCUAUAUUAUUCUACGAAGGCGGGAUGGCGAUUCACGUGUUGCGCCAUUUAUCUCCGUUGCUUAUGUUCCCGACGUAGCAAAUGUGAGGCAGAAGAUGCUGUUUGCGUCGACUAGGAAUACCCUUCUCAGGGAGCUCGGGUCGGAUAGAUUUGGGGAGUCUAUAUUUGCUACUACAAAGGACGAAUUAACCGUGGAAGGGUUUAAAAGACAUGACGCUCACCUAGCAAAGUACGGUGCCCCUCCUGAUAGCCCAUGUGGUAACCCUGGCUAAAGGUUUUGCAGGCCGGCACCACUUACGGAGGAGGAAAGAAUCUUGAAGGAAGUUAAAGAGGCGGAGGCGGAAGCAUCGACAGGGGCAUCAACGAAGAAGGCCACUAGCAGGGGAGUGCUGACGCCUGUGACCGAGGAGGCUCUCGAGGCCCUGAGAAACCUAAAGUCUGGGGGAUUUAUCAAUUUGGUGCAGCUGGUAAGCCCUUCCUCUUUUAUAUAGCAUUGGAAUAUACUAAUCUUUGGUCCUCGAAGGCCGUAAAUAUCGAAAAGGAGCAGAUAGAGCUCGCCAGUGCGAGCACCGCUGCCAUUGGCGAUUUCACUAGGGUUAUUCCCGACGAUACCCCACGGUAUUCUUUCUUUUUGUUCAAUCGUACGUCUUCCUUCUCUCUCAAUCAGCGGAUAUAGCUCUGACAACCUGGUAGAUAUGUUUGAAGGACAGCAAGAGUCUCCGAUAGGUAGUCCCGAAACUUCUUCCUUUGCUGCACAGUGGUAUCUAAUGUGUUUGUAGUAUUUAUCUACACUUGCCCGCCUCAGAGUAAGAUCAAGGAGAGAAUGAUCUACGCUGCUUCUCGUGGCAGUGUGGUGGCUUCGGCUGAGACGGAUGCCGGUCUCACGAUCGCUAAAAGGGUAAGUAUCAGGAACUCUUCAGGGCACCUAGUCGCUUGUGGCCCGGAGAUACCUUUGCUAAUGGUUUAACAGUUGGAGGCUUCAUCCGCCAGUGAUGUUAGCGAAUUGCAACUCCUCGAGGAGUUUCAUCCCAAAAAGGAAGAGAAAGAAACUUUCUCAAGGCCAAAGAGGCCAGGACGCAGAUAGCAUUUCCCCUAAGGUCGGUGAGAUUAGACGCGAACAGUGCUAUGAAGGUGAAUAAAGGCCAAGAUACUCUAGUCUCGCAAACCUGCCCUAAGAAGAAAAUGAUUAUGUCUCGAGCGGUGAGCUAUAUAUAUCAUAUGAUGGGUAAAAGUGGUGGUGGCCGGAUGGAUGUGAGUGCGGUAGCGAAUAAGCUUGUACCGUACUGUACUGUACAGUACAAUACCUGCGCCUGUGCAUUCGCGGUUGUCAUUCCACCUAUCAUACAACCUUCAGGGAACAUCCUCUACGAGUACUCGUGCGGGCGAUUUGGAGCUGGACAGCUAAGGUGGCAAUCCCCAUGCAGGGUUUCCAACCUCAAACGCACCGCGCCAGCAAUUGCGCUCGUACAGGUAACUUAGCGGCACUCGCACCAUAAUAAUAUCGACACUUGACACUGCCGGUAUGAUACAAAGUCCCAUGCAAGUUAUAAUACCUAGAAAUAGGAUAGGAUAGAUCUAACCAACCCGUCCGAUUGGGUUCUUUCCAUCCUUCUGCCCCAAACACUCCCGUCCGGUAACAAUCAAGUAUCCUCAACAAGGCGGGCGGGAUGGAGGGAAGACAGAAAGAGAGCCAAAAAGAACGAGU